Molecule: messenger RNA, 1611 nt
Organism: Ogataea philodendri
Lineage: Eukaryota; Fungi; Ascomycota; Pichiomycetes; Pichiales; Pichiaceae
Exons: 1
Coding region: 1-1611 (536 amino acids)
Biological process (GO): amino acid transmembrane transport
Cellular component (GO): membrane
Molecular function (GO): amino acid transmembrane transporter activity
Source: RefSeq, a predicted model, not a curated record
AUGGCCGAAGUCUCAAAGUCAGAAGAGUCAAAGCUCCAAGAUGGGUUGAUUGAAACCCACUCGAUCGAAAUAGAAAAGGAUAACAAGUUGAAGAAACACUUAAAGCCAAGACAUGUGAAUUUCUUGGCUCUCGGUGGAUCUAUUGGUGUGGGACUGCUCGUCGGUAGUGGAGGUUCCCUAUCCAUUGCUGGCCCUGUCGGUAUGCUGAUUUCCUACGUAAUCAUGGGAUUCAUUACCGCCUGUACUUUGUUUUCACUGGCAGAAAUGUGCUCAUUCCUAGGAAGUGAGGGUAAUUUCGUCGAGAUGAUAACAAGGUUUGUUGAUAAGUCUGCAGGAUUCUCCUUUACUUGGUGUUAUGCUUUGAGUUAUAAUUUGACCUUACCGUCGGAGAUUUCGUCCAUUUGCUUGCUUAUUGGAUACUGGGAUACGGACAGUAAGCUGCCCAACUAUGCUAUUGUACUAAUCUUCACUUUUGUUGUUCUCAUGGUUAACGUCGUUGACGUUGGGGCAUACGGAGAAGUGGAGUUUUGGAUCACACUGAUCAAGUUGCUGCUAGUUAUUGGUAGCAUGAUUUUCUGUUUAGUGGCGACGUGUGGUGGAAAUCCUUUGCACAAGACCACAGGAUUUCAGUAUUGGAGAGAUCCCGGUCCAUUCGUGAAUUAUCUUACCGAUAAACCGGUUGGUAAAUUUUUGGGGAUCUGGAGAGUGUUCAUUAACGCAGGAUUCGGUUUCCAGGGUACAGAGGUGGUUGCGCUGACCAGUAGCGAGGUUCCAAACUUUAGAAAACUGGCACCUUCUCUGAUGAAAUCGGUGAUAGCGAGAAUUAUCAUCUUCAACGUCCUCUCUUUGUUCAUGGUUACCUUGAUGGUUUCAUCCACAGAUAAAAACCUACUUAGCGCAGUUGAUGCUGGUGCUGGAAAUGGUGCAGAGUCGCCAUUUGUCAUUGCAGUCAGAAAUGCAGGUGUCAAGGUUCUUCCAUCCAUCGUUAAUGGUGGAAUUCUCAUUGCUGCCAUGUCUGCGGCUAACACCCAAAUCUAUAUUCCAUCGAGAACUUACUAUUUUGGCGAGAUCCAUGGAUAUUGUCCUAAAUGGCUUACCAAAACUAACAGAAACGGGGUUCCUGUCUUUUCUGUGAUUUUCAAUGCGGCAUUUGGCUUGCUUGCCCUACUGACCUUGAACAGUACAGCCGAGCAAGUUUUCAACUGGCUGAUGAAUUUAACCACCGUGUUUGGGUUCCUGUGCUGGGCAAUGAUUGAUUAUGCCUUUGUCAGGUACUAUUAUGCUUUGAAGAAACAAGGAAUUGAUCGCCAAUCUCUUCCAAUCUUCCAAUCUCCUUUACAGCCGUACUCAGCUAUCUUUGCAAUUUUCAUUUUGGUUCUUAUUACGAUCACUCAAGGGUUCACCGCAUUCAUGCCAUGGGACACUCAAAACUUUUUUGCAGCCUAUGUCUCGAUUAUUAUUUAUGCUGUGUUUUGGAUUGGCUACAAGAUCUGGAAGAAAGAUUUCAAAGAAAUUCCUCUUUCUGAGAUUAAUCUUGAGUUUGAAGAAAACGUCGAGGACUCCGAAGACGAAUCGUCUUCAUUUGGCCUCAUGGAUAAGGUUUUCAGCUAA